AUGCAGCCAGAGCCGGCGAAGGGGACCGCGCGCAGGGUCCCGCGGGAGCGAGCGGGCAAGGGCGCGCAGGGCGCAGGGGCCCGCGUGGGGUGUGCCAAGGCGGAGCCCCCGACGCCGGGCUGGACCCUCGCGCUGGAGGGGCUGGCGGCCAUGCGGCCCGCGCAGCGCCACAGCCACCUGCUCUUCGGCGACCUGCUGGAGGACGUGGGCGCGGCCGCCUCCGUCUUCCCGAGCGAGUCAGCGGAGCUGGGGUACCGCAUGCCUGACCCGCGCGCGUGGACGCUGCCGCUCGAGCCGCCCGCGCAGCGCCAGGACCGGGUCCUCGGCGUCCUCAAGGCCGCCGAGGCCCGCGGCCGAGUCCGCGCUCUCCGACUGCGCUACGCCCGCCUGCAGGCGGAGGAGGUCUCGCUCCUCAUCCUGCGGCAGAAGUCCGCGCGCGCCGCCCUCCGGCUGGAGCUGUUCCUGCCGCCGCAGCUGAAGGCCACGCGGAUCCCAGACCCCUUGGACCGUCAAGAGCGGAGGCGCGUGGAAACCAUUCUGGAGGAGAAAGUCGACGGCAGCAUCUUCCCGCGCUGA
Messenger RNA from Balaenoptera ricei (Rice's whale), 576 nucleotides. RefSeq names its product LKAAEAR motif containing 1 (gene LKAAEAR1). The transcript has 3 exons. Bases 1 to 576 code for a protein of 191 amino acids. The record is from RefSeq and is a predicted model, not a curated record. Lineage: Eukaryota; Metazoa; Chordata; Mammalia; Artiodactyla; Balaenopteridae.